AUGUCCUCAUCUACCAAACCAGCCUACGUCUCUUCAUCUGGAAGCCUCGGGGAACGCCCCUUGGCUGUCCGUAUCUCGGACACCGUGGCAGAUGCCGGGUCGCUCGCGUAUCUCUUCUUUGAGACUUUACUGAGCCCCAUCCUGAACCCCGCGUCCUGGACGAACCCCUCAGCUACCGGCUCAAGCGUUACUAGGGGGCGAAACGACGGGAACUCGGGGUCAGGGCGGUCCCUUGGCGGAGGGGGCGGCGGGGGUGGUGGGAGUGGAGGGGGCGGUGGUGGAAGGGGCGGAGGAGGGGGUUUCAUGUCGAUGGGAGAUCUUCGAGGUGGUGGAACGGUGGAUGGCUGCCGGUCGACUUGCGGAUGA
Molecule: messenger RNA, 366 nt
Organism: Dioszegia hungarica
Lineage: Eukaryota; Fungi; Basidiomycota; Tremellomycetes; Tremellales; Bulleribasidiaceae
Exons: 3
Coding region: 1-366 (121 amino acids)
Source: RefSeq, a predicted model, not a curated record